AUGAUUUUUGUAGCUCUUAUAUUUUCCGCGUUUGGAUUGUUGUUUAAGGCUGCAGAUGUUUCGAGCGCGACAAAACAUCAGAUGAAUCAUGUCACCCAAAGAGACAACAAAACGCCGGUCGAUAAUAUCACUGCAUCUACCAACUGCCGGCGCCAUGUGCAUUUCAACAAUUUCUACCAAUACUGCUUACAACCAACCAGCGUCAUCAAAGCUAAGCUUGGCAAAGUAGAAAACCAACUGGACGACAUACAGAAAAAGAUCGAGUCUCUGGUAGCGCUGGUCAACUCUUCUCUAUGCAAGCUGACGAUAAGUAAGCCCAAUGAGACAGAAGAGAAACCUACGCUAGUGACACCACCGGGAACAAGUGGGUACUAAGGAGUGGACAUUAAUUUGUAUCCUAAAAAACAACGCAGCGGAGAACGGGGGCGGCUUCAGGCAAUUUCUAGAAAUUCGAUUAUUAAAUUUUUAUGCAGAGACUGGAUUCUGUUUCGUCGGCACUCGGCAAUUCAAGUACUAUCUUGACAGAAAAGUUCAGUGGUAACUUUAUUAGGUUUCAGUUUCUCAGUUUCUUGUUAACCAAUGUUGCAUUCCUUUUUUAGGUAAAAAGAGCUGUGCUGACUUUUACAAAUCUGGUCAAAGGAAGAGUGGUGUCUACAAAAUAAAACCCGACAGUCUCGGCCCCUUUGAUGUGUUCUGUGACCAAAAAACAGCCGGUGGAGGUUGGACUGUCAUCCAGAAGAGACUGGAUGGUUCAGUUAAUUUCAAACGCGGAUGGAAGGACUACAAAAAUGGCUUUGGAAACCUGAAUGGUGAGUUUUGGCUCGGACUCGACAAAAUGCACCGCCUGACGAAAACGAAAAACAAACUUCGAGUGGAUUUGCAAGACUGGAAAGGAAAUUCCGCUUAUGCUGAAUACAGCUUGUUCGCUGUGUCAAGAGAACAAACUAAGUACAAACUGAGUCUCGGAUCCUAUUCUGGUAAGUUCGUAGGCGAUUGCCUUGUGUUGUAAACCACAAUUCAUACCUUUGAAGUUUUUAGAGGGUAAUAUUUCUGCUCGACUCCUUUCUACAAGAAGUCGAUAUGACGUUACUGUGGUCCAUUUGAUUUGAUCCAGGUUUAAUACGAGAUGUUAUGCCACAACAACCAGCAACAAGAAUUAACCCUAAGAACUAUUACUUUGUUUCUUUGUUUUCGCUUUUUUCUCCGAGAAAAACUAGUGAUUCUCCUUCGCAACUCACACAAGCCCAAAUACCCCUCCCAUCCAAACGAAGCGACUACACACGGCCCUAAACGUCAGAGGAACAAAUGCGUUUGCCUUAGCUUUGAAAGAAGGCAUUUUAGAAUUUAGUCUACCAUAUGUAUCUAUUGUAGUUUUGGACCAGCCUUUUUACAUGCUUCUAAUGGAACAACCGUAGUGGAUUUCUUCAUAGAGUUGCUGAAAUCAGACACGAUGACUAUUUUGUUUCCUUUGGCGUAUUUUGAACCCUAACUAACAGUAUUUACCGUUUCAAAUGUACUUCGUAUUCUUCGAGAGGUUAAUAUGUAUUAUUACAGGAAAGAUUAGUUAAUGAUAGGUGUUUGUGUGUGCUUCUAUUUUCAGGAAACGCAGGUGACUCUUUAGGAUAUCACCGUGGUUCUACUUUUACAACCAAAGACCGCGACAAUGAUAAAAGCGGAGCCGGCAACUGUGCUCACUACUACCAAGGGGGGUGGUGGUUUAACAGCUGUGUGACCGCCAGUCUGAAUGGCUUCUACUAUCACGGACCGCACUUAUCUGACCAAGAUGGUAUUACCUGGCGCGCGUGGAAAGGCCUCAGAUACUCGGCUAAAAGAGCUGAGAUGAAGAUUAGACCAGUGGAUUUCUAA
This is a messenger RNA of Porites evermanni, 1866 nucleotides long. The record is from the annotation of a GenBank genome assembly. Lineage: Eukaryota; Metazoa; Cnidaria; Anthozoa; Scleractinia; Poritidae.